Onychostruthus taczanowskii (white-rumped snowfinch) is the source of this 2388-nucleotide messenger RNA. RefSeq names its product CFAP20 domain containing (gene CFAP20DC). The coding region runs from base 1 to 2388 and encodes 795 amino acids. The record is from RefSeq and is a predicted model, not a curated record. The transcript has 16 exons. NCBI's taxonomy places the organism in Eukaryota, Metazoa, Chordata, Aves, Passeriformes, Passeridae.
AUGUUCAGAAACCACUACCAGGGGGGCCGGUUUGUUGAAAUAUUCAGUGCUCAAGGCAAGAACCCAGGAGCAAAAUGGAAGAUUUUUGGCAACCCAUCAGCUAUAUCAAAAGAAUACGACAAAGAACUAAAAGGCUUUGUUUUUGUACUUGAAGGAAACAGUCUAAUCAACAAAAUGAAGCUACCAAGGGAAACCAAACAAACUUUGGGACUGGUGCAGCAAUUUCUGACACUUCAGAUUUUUGUGCCAUUGGGAAAAGACUUCUCCACUGAGUUACUGAUAACUGAUUUUGACAAUAUUAAAAGAAGAUUGUAUUUGUCAACAGUCCACAAGGAGUUGUCUGUAACCCCUCUGCAUGCAAAAAUUCCUCUGUUUAUGAUCAAGCGCAAAAUAUGGUGCAAUAUGUGUAUUGACUUGGUAACGUUUACCUAUAAAAUAUUCAGAGGAGCUCUCUUCCAGUCCUUGGAUGGAAUUACUAUUUCAGCCAACUGUAAGCUAAGAAAGGUCUUCACUUUAAAAUUCAAGCCUCCAGUUACAUCUGAGGAAGAUGGUACAUGCAUUGUUUCACCUGGGCCAUAUGAGGCCUCAGAUGAUAUUCCUCUAACCUGCCAGCUCAAUUCUGAUGUCCCACAAGUUACACAAGUGCUGGAUCUAAAUGAAAUUCACAAGCCAAAAAUAAAAUGUAGGGAAAAUGAGGUGCAAGAAACAGGUAUCUUGGGUAAUAGAGGCCAAGGCAACAUAUGCAAUGGCAAAACUCAGGAUGUGUCACAUAUUGCAUUUGGGUCAAAGAUCCUUGGGCCACCUCCAUCUUCAAACAGAAGAACCAAUGCAAAGGUACCUGGAAAGGUAAAAAAGACCUUGGGUAGCAAAACAUCAUGCCAACUUCAAAAUUCAGGAAUGCCAACUGAAACCAUACCAGAAAAUGAGAGAUUGGAGCUACCACUCUGGCCAUGCAAUGAUACUUUAGAUCAAGGAGGCAAAAGAAGUAGUCUCCAAACAACUGCAAAUGAAUAUCAAAAUGACCCUGAAAUUGAGACUCAGAAAACAUCUGUAAGUGGAGAAGCAGAUUUUCAGCUCACCUCACCACAAGUACCAUCACCAGACAAGGACAGUCAUAUAAGAUUAUCUCUAAAAAAUGCAGCCAAACCCACAUGGGAGAUAACCAGUGAUGAAUGGGUGUUUCCAGAGAGGUUCAGUGAGAAUAAUCAGUUGGAUAGGAAGGAGCACUUUGAAUCUGCUGGAAGUUCAGCCUGCUCUAAUUUACCCUCAGCCCAGAAUGCCUCUGUUGAACAUCCCAACAGGGAAACAGCUGAUAAUCAAAGGAGUAAGAAAGAGGUUUUCACAUUUUCAUCAAAACCUCGGUCAGCUCCUUAUGGAAAGUCUCCCAAUAUAUCACCAAAAAGUUACAUUUUCCCAUUGGAACUGGAGCUACACAGUAAGGGAGAACACGAACAAACCACAACUGAAGAUAGCUUUGAAGGAACUGACAGCAGUGAGGAGGAUGACAACAGUGAACUCAUCCAGAGUGCUGAGAACAUUGAGAACAGCCACAGUAGACAAGGAACAUCUGAUUCAGCAGUUUUUAAAGAGAUCCCAUUAAAUAAGAUGUCACAGGGAAAUGAGUACUGGAAGAAUAAGGAACACAGCAAAUACAACUUCGAAGAGGUCGUCUUAUCAAAACCACAGAGUUCCACCACGAGAAAAACAGAAUCUAUUAGCUUUCAAAGAAGUUUAAAGCCUAUCCUUUCUCUUUCUCCAAUUCAAAGUAAAUCCAAAUCCUUUAGAGUAAUUAGAAAUGUAUCUGAAGAAACUGAAAGAUAUGAAGGAGUUUUAGAUCAAUUCGAAAGAUCUGUCAGUAAAACAUCUCUCAAGAAAGUUUCAAAUGGAAAUUCAUGUCUGACAGCACAGACUUGUGAGUAUGACAGGAAAAAGUUCCAGUCAAAUAGACUGAGUUCAUCUGAACUACAGAUGCUGGCCAGCAUGAAGAGACAACAAAAUGAAGAAUUAUGGGAUGCUGGGAUCUCCCAUGGGCUGAGCGCCACACAGAUCGAUUGCUGCAAUGUCAACCUAAGUAUAAGCAGUGAUGAUGAUACAGCAACCUGGAACUCUUGUUUUCCCCCACCCGUCAGUCAGCAACAUCACUAUCAGAAAGAAAUGAGCCCACUUUCUCAUUCCAGCCCACGGGACUUGUUAAAUGUGUUCAGUCCCCCUGUCAUUCCUGGAAGCCAAAAACUAGAAGAGAGCACUAAAUCUUCAGCAAAACAGAGAACUCCAGGUGAAGAUCACCCCAGUGCUGAAGAAGAUGAGGAAGUUUUGACUCUUUUGUAUGAUCCAUUUCUGAGCUGUUACUUUGACCCGAAUUCUGGGAAAUACUAUGAAUUGGCAUAG